Messenger RNA from Thalassophryne amazonica, 7264 nucleotides. RefSeq names its product Down syndrome cell adhesion molecule a (gene dscama). Gene Ontology annotation, molecular function: cell-cell adhesion mediator activity. The transcript has 34 exons. Gene Ontology annotation, biological process: dendrite self-avoidance; homophilic cell-cell adhesion; axon guidance. Lineage: Eukaryota; Metazoa; Chordata; Actinopteri; Batrachoidiformes; Batrachoididae. The record is from RefSeq and is a predicted model, not a curated record. Gene Ontology annotation, cellular component: plasma membrane; axon. The coding region runs from base 104 to 6190 and encodes 2028 amino acids.
UUUCAUUCCCAUUGACUUGUUGCAGAAUUAAAAGCGAGAUAUUAAGAGAGCGCGCGGAGAUUAGAAGAAAAAGCAUAAGCUUGGAUAUUGAACGGAGCGGGGCAUGUGGAUAUUGGCUCUUUCCUUUUUCCAGUGCAUCUUGAAUGUUUUCUGUGAAGAUCUACGUUCCAGCUUAUAUUUUGUCAAUGCAUCUGUGCAAGAGGUAGUGUUUGCCAGCACCACAGGGACAUCAGUGCCCUGUCCUGCCACAGGCGUGCCCCCUGUCUCACUGCGCUGGUACCUGGCCACCGGCGAGGAGAUCUACGACGUGCCAGGGAUCCGCCAUGUGCACCCGAAUGGCACCCUUCAGAUCUUCCACAUUCCCCCUUCCAGCUUUAGCAAACUCAUCCACGACAACACCUACUAUUGCACAGCGGAGAACCCCUCAGGGAGAAUCAGGAGCCAAGAUGUCCACAUUAAGGCGGUCCUACGGGAGCCCUACACUGUCCGGGUGGAGGACCAGAAAGCCAUGAGAGGCAAUGUGGCGGUCUUCAAGUGCAUUAUCCCUGCCUCAGUGGAGGCCUACAUCACUGUUGUGUCCUGGGAGAAAGACACAAUGUCAAUCAACGCUGAGAUGUCACGGUUUCUCAUCACAUCAACGGGAGCCCUAUAUAUCCUGGAUGUCCAAAUGGAAGACGGGCUUUACAACUACAGGUGUAUGACACGCCAUCGGUACACUGGAGAGACCCGACAGAGCAAUAGUGCCCGCCUGAUCGUCUCAGAUCCCACCAACUCUGCACCCCAUAUCCUGGACAGCUUUGAGCGUCGUGAGGUGAUGGCAUCUCAUCGGGUGGAGCUGCCCUGCAAGUCCUCUGGUCAUCCUGCACCCAAGUAUCGCUGGUUAAAGGACAACCGGCCGCUGGAGCCUGACUCACGUUUCAGACAGAGCGUCACGGGCCUGCUGAUAGAAAGAAGUCAACCCAGCGACACGGGGACAUAUGUGUGCGAGGUGUGGAACAGCUACGGCAAUGCCGAGGUGGUUGGCAGGCUGCUGGUGAAAGAGCCUCUAAAGAUCACGGUGAGCCCACGGAAGGUAAAGGGCAGCGUGGGCAGCCAAGUGUCACUAUCCUGCAGUGUGACUGGCUCCGAGGAGUACCAACUGUCCUGGUACCGUAACGGAGAGCUGAUCUACCCCACUAACAGCGUCCGGAUCAUGGGCCAAAACAGGGAGAAUCUGGUAAUGGCUGGUAUGGCCAAAAGUGACGGAGGAGCUUAUCAGUGCUUCGCCAGACACGGCAGGAUGUCUGCCCAAGACUUUGUUCAAGUCAUACUGGAAGAUGGCACGCCUAAGAUCCUGGUGUCAUUCAGCGAGAAGGUCUACAACGUCAACGAGUUUGUGUUGCUGUCAUGCACAGUGAAGGGCACGCCGGAGCCGCGGGUAACAUGGACUCUGGACGAUGAGCCAGUAAUACGAGACAGCCGUCACCGCAUCUCCUACUACACCAACGCAGAAGGCCAUGUGAUCAGCUUCCUUAACAUCAGCCAGACCCAGGUCCCCGAUGGAGGGGUGUACCGCUGCAUCUGCAACAAUUCAGCCGGGACAGUUUCCUACCAGGCGCGAAUAAACGUAAGAGGGCCUGCCAGCAUAAGACCAAUGAAAAACCUCACUGCCAUCGCUGGGCGGGAUAUGUACAUACACUGCCGUGUCAUUGGAUACCCGUACUACUCCAUCAAGUGGUACAAGGACUCCAAUUUGCUGCCAUACAACCACCGCCAACGGGCCUUUGAGAACAACGGCACCUUGAAGCUGUUUGAUGUGCAAAAAGACGUGGAUGAAGGGGAAUACACAUGUAACGUGUUGGUGCAACCUCAGCUGUCCACACACCAGAGUGUCUAUGUCACUGUGAAAGUCCCACCUACCAUCCAUCCAUUUGAGUUCCCCCGGUUUUCCAUUGGUCAGCGGGUCUUCAUCCCCUGUGUGGUGAUGUCCGGUGACCAACCUGUCUUCAUCACCUGGCAGAAAGACGGCCGGCCAAUCCCAGCCAGCUUGGGUGUCACCAUAGAUAACAUCGACUUUACCAGCUCCCUGCGCAUCUCAAAUCUGACACUGAUGCACAAUGGCAAUUACACCUGUAUCGCUCGUAACCAGGCUGCUGAUGUGGAGCACCAGAGCCAGCUCAUCGUCCGAGUUCCUCCCAAAUUUGUGGUGCAACCGAAGGACCAGGAUGGCAUUUAUGGGAAGGCCGUCAUACUCAACUGCUCAGCACAAGGUUAUCCUGUUCCAACCAUUCAGUGGGAGUACUCUAAAGGUGCUGGUGUCCCACAGUUUAAACCCAUUGCCCUCAACUCAGGCUUUCGUAUCGAGGUACUAGUCAAUGGCUCACUGCUCAUCAAACAUGUUUUGGAGGAAGACAGCGGAUUCUACCUGUGUCGGGUCAGCAAUGACGUUGGAGCGGAUGUCAGCAAGUCCAUGUAUCUCAACGUCAAAAUUCCUGCCAUGAUCACGUCAUACCCCAACACCACUUUGGCCACACAGGGUGAAGAGAAGAAGAUGAGCUGCACUGCCCAUGGGGAGAAGCCCAUCAUGGUACGCUGGGAGAAGGAGGAACGUAUCAUCAAUCCCGAGACCAGCCGUUACGUGGUUUCUGUGAAGGAGGUGGGCGACGAAGUCAUCUCCACCUUGCAGAUCAUGCCCACAGUGAGAGAGGACUCCGGCUUCUUCUCCUGCCAUGCAAUCAACUCUUUUGGUGAAGACAGAGGAAUUAUUCAGCUCACAGUACAAGAACCCCCAGAUCCCCCAGAGGUGGAGAUCAGAGAAGUGAAGGAUCGGACUAUCGCCUUGCGUUGGACUAUGGGCUUUGACGGCAACAGCCCCAUAACAGGUUUUGAUAUUGAGAGCAAGAACAAAUCAGCCUCCUGGGACACGGCUCAGAAGACCAAAGAUGUUUCACCUCAACUCAACCAGGCCACCAUCAUUGACUUGCACCCGUCCUCCACAUACAAUAUCCGCAUGUUCGCCAAGAAUCUGAUCGGCAAGAGUGAGGCCAGUAAUGAGCUCACCAUCACCACAGAUGAAGCAGCUCCUGAUGGACCACCUCAGGAUGUGCAGCUAGAAGCCCUGUCCUCUCAGAGCAUCCGAGUCACCUGGAGGGCACCCAAGAAACACCUCCAAAAUGGAGCCAUCAAAGGGUAUCAGGUGGGCUACAGGGAGUACAGCUCUGGUGGAAACUACCAGUUCAGUGUGAUCAGUGUGGAGACCACCGGAGACAACGCAGAGAGCUUAGUGCUGGACAACCUGAAGAAAUUUACUCAGUACGGGGUGGUGGUGCAGGCCAGUAACAGUGCUGGGACUGGACCCUCAUCUACAGAGGUUGCUGCUACCACACUGGAGGAUGUUCCCAGUCGCCCUCCAGAGAAUGUCCAGGCCACUGCCACGUCUCCAGAGGUCAUCUCCCUGUCCUGGUUGACUCCACCCAAAGACGCCCUGAAUGGUAACCUUCUUGGCUUCAGGGUCAUCUACUGGGCCAACCUGCCUGAUGGAGAACUCGGUGACAUCAGGAAUGUGACGACCUCGAAGCCCUCUCUGGAGCUGGAUGGACUGGAGAAGUACACCAACUACAGCAUCCAGGUGUUGGCCUUCACUCGAGCGGGUGAUGGCGUUCGCAGUGAACAAAUUUAUACCCGCACCAAGGAGGAUGUUCCUGGUCCUCCAGCGGGUGUGAAGGCAGCUGCUGCAUCAAACUCAGUGGUGUUUGUGUCCUGGCUUCCUCCACUCAAAGUGAACGGCAUCAUCAGGAAAUAUACUGUAUUUUGCUCCAACCCACACCCUACGGUGAGCAGCGAGUUCGAGGCGGCCCCUGAUGUCUUCUUUUACCGCAUCCCCAACCUGAGCAGGAACCGGCAGUACAGCAUCUGGGUGGUGGCGGUGACAGCAGCAGGGCGCGGGAACGCCAGUGACAUCAUCACCAUCAAACCCAUGGCUGAUGCUCCAGCUCGGAUUCUGACCUUCAAUGGAACCGUAACGACUCCCUGGAUGAGGGACAUUGUCCUGCCUUGUAAAGCUGUAGGUGAUCCACCUCCAACCAUCAAGUGGCUGAAGGAGACAAAUGGAACUCCAGGACCUGUUGUGAUAGACAGCCGACGCAGUGUUCAUGGCAAUGGCAGCCUUGUUAUUCGCACAAUAAAAGCAGAGGAUUCUGGGAACUACACGUGUGUGGCCAGUAACAAUUUUGGGUCAGAUAAGAUUGUCCUCAACCUGCAAGUGCAAGUCCCACCAGACCAGCCUCGCCUUACAGUGACCAAGACGACCACCACAUCCAUAACCCUGUCCUGGAUCCCAGGAGACAAUGGGGGCAGCUCCAUCAGAGGCUACAUCCUGCAGUACUCAGAGGACAACAGCGAGCAGUGGGGUAACUUUGCCAUCAGUCCCAGCGAGCGCUCCUAUCGGCUGGAGAACCUCAAGUGUGGAACCUGGUACAAGUUUACCCUCACAGCCCAGAAUGCAGUGGGGCCUGGACGCAUCAGUGAGAUUAUUGAGGCAAAGACGCAUGGGAAAGAACCUCAGUACUCCAAAGAACAGGAGCUUUUCACCAGCAUCAACACCACCCGCAUUAAACUCAACCUGAAUGGCUGGAAUAAUGGUGGAUGUCCAAUCACAUCCUUCACUCUGGAGUAUCGACCUGUCGACUCACCCACAUGGACCACAGCCCAGCGCACAUCCCUCACCAAGACCUACACCCUGUACGACCUGAAGGAGGCCACCUGGUACGAGCUGCAGAUGAAAGUCUACAACAGCGCUGGCUAUGCCGAGAAGAGGGUCAAGUUUGCGACACUCAGUUACGAUGGCAGUACCAUCGCCCCAAUGGUGAAGGCGCCUAACGUGAGUGAGGACAACUCAGGCAGCGGUAAAGGCUUGAAGAUGAUGGUGACCAUUUCCUGUGUCUUUGUUUGUAUCGUUGUGAUCUCCAUCGGGCUGCUGAUGCUGAGGAGGAGACGGAGAGAACAAAGGCUCAAGAGGCUCCGAGAUGCAAAAAGUUUGGCUGAGAUGCUUAUGAGUAAAAACACACGUCCAGCAGAGCCAGUCAACAAACAGCAGCAGACUCUACGAAUGCACAUCGACAUCCCCAGAGCACAGCUUCUGAUUGAGGAAAGAGACACCAUGGAGACAGUUGAUGACAGGUCCACUGUGUUACUGACUGAUAACGACUUUGGAGAGACUCAAAAACAGAAAUCGUCCACAGUCACCCACACGGUCCACUACCAGUCCCUGUCCCAGGCCACUGGUCCACUGGUAGAUGUGUCUGAUGCCAGACCAGGAACCAGUAAGUCCAAUCCGACAGCCCGCCGCACAGCCAAAGCUGGCCCGGCAGCUCGGAAUCGUUACGCCAGCCAGUGGACUCUCAACCGCCCGCAUCCUCCUGUUUCCUCCCACACUCUCAGCACUGACUGGAGGCUGCCCACACCCAGAGUUGCAGGUUCUGUGGACAAGGAGAGUGACAGCUACAGUGUCAGCCCUUCUCAGGACACAGACCGCGCGCGGAGCAGCAUGGUGUCGACAGAGAGCGCAUCUUCCACUUAUGAAGAGCUCGCCAGAGCCUAUGAGCACGCCAAGAUGGAGGAGCAGCUGCGCCAUGCCAAGUUCACCAUCACCGAGUGCUUCAUCUCGGACACGUCGUCAGAACAGAUGACAGCAGGCACCAACGACUACACCGACAGCCUGACUUCCAGCACGCCAUCCGAAUCAGGCAUCUGCCGCUUCACCGCUUCCCCACCCAAGCCUCAGGACGUCAGCCGAGUCAUGAACAUGGCCGUGCCGAAGGCCCACAGACCGGGUGGCGAGUUGGUUCACCUUCCUCCUUACCUGCGUAUGGACUUCCUACUAAACCGCGGUAUGUCGUGCUCGGGCUCAUCCAGAGGGCCAGCGAGCAGCGAGAGAGCAGCCAUGGGCCAAGCCUGUCUGGAGCCACAGAAGAGUCGCUCACUGAAGCGGCCCUCUCGCAUGGCGCCCCCUACGCCUACGGAAGCCCCUCAGGCCUGCAGGGACCAAGCGGCUCAGUGGCAGCCUGGCUCGGCGGCCACACUCCCGCACAGAGAGGGCGCAGAGCUGGCCCAGGCCGCCAAGCUCAGCACCUCCCAGGAGUCUCUGCUGGACUCACGAGGACAUCUCAAACAGAGCAGCAACCCGUACGCAAAGUCCUACACGCUGGUAUAACAGCAGGUGCCCCUGGGGCGAGACUAGAACUCACUCUAACACUGGACUCAACACUCAAGUGCAGUAAACUGACUUUCACCACGCAGUUCUGUAUAUAUGGUCCUCCCUGCAAGGGCGGGGUCACUUUUACUAAUCUCCUUUUAUUUAUUUUAGAACUUUUCUUUAUCUCUUCUUUGUAUUUCUUUUUUUUUUUUCACAUGAGAAAAAUUCACUCAUCAGAUGCGACUCCAGCCGGAGCUUUGCUAAACUAACUGAGUAGCGAAAGGAGCAUUAUUUAUUCUUAUUGUUAAUUCUUUAUACAUAAUCAGUGAUUCUUAACUGUUAGUUGUCAUAUAUUAAUGAUCAUUAAUUAUUGAUUACCAAAUGAUCUUUUCAUAAAAAUGAGAUAGAAAAAAAACAAGAACUUUUUUUUCUGGACAGGAAGAUGACAUUUUGGAGUCUUUUUUCCCUUCUUUUCCUAUGGAAUAUCAUUCUGAAACACUGAAUGAAACUUGGAAGAAAUCUUGGAAUGAAAGCAAUUAAUGCCAGUCCAAACUUUUCAGCUGCUCUCAAAUUGUUACUUUUUUGAAGAAAAAAAUCUAUUUCCUAUGGAUGCAUGGGGACUGACCAAUUAAAAGACAAUGAGGAUUAGCAUCACGGCUGGACGAGCCCAGUCCAGCAUUUUGUCACUCUAUGAAAUGAUCCAAUGUGAAGAUUUAUUAUUCUUAUUACUAUAAAUAUAUAUAUAAAAAGAGAAAUCACUUUUAUUUGUGGAUAUUACAGGGAAGAAUUUGGUUAAUAAAGUCCUUAGUCAUGUUUGCACAUAUCUUGUUUUAAUUAGGAAAUUGAGUCUUUUUAUCUUUCUCUGUGUCCCAUUCUCCGAUGGUGCAAUAUGAAAAAAGAUAUAUGAAAACUAUUCCUCUAUGCUGUACUGUAAUGAUGAGAAAUAACUAUGUUGUGAAUAUAUUACAGGGCCGGAUGCGCUCCAGCUGUGUAUUCAGGUGUAGUUUACCACUACGUGUUAGCCAUGAUGGUAAAUGAUGUUAGAGCAGGGAGGGAUAACGGACCAUACCGUCCAUACUUACUGUGGGGGGG